Molecule: messenger RNA, 2306 nt
Organism: Nerophis ophidion (straightnose pipefish)
Lineage: Eukaryota; Metazoa; Chordata; Actinopteri; Syngnathiformes; Syngnathidae
Gene: xpnpep2
Product: X-prolyl aminopeptidase (aminopeptidase P) 2, membrane-bound
Exons: 21
Coding region: 104-2131 (675 amino acids)
Molecular function (GO): metalloaminopeptidase activity
Source: RefSeq, a predicted model, not a curated record
AGAGAGAGAGAGAGAAAGAGAUAAACCACACAUUCACUUCUCACCACACACCCACAGACACUGCACACUCAGCGCUGCACCUGCUCCCGCACCGAAAGCCAAGAUGGUCUCCUACUGCUGGAUGACGGCUCUGCUCCUGGCGGUCAUAACUGCAGGCAAUGUCAGCGGCAGCACUUUUUUUGAAGCUACCGAGAGGAACUGCUCUCUGUCGCCACCGCACCUUCCCAGCACGGCAGUGAACACCAGCGUCCGCCUGCAGGAGUUACGCCAGCAGAUGCACUCGUCCAACAUCUCCGCCUACAUCAUCCCAGGCACCGACGCCCACCUGAGCGAGUACAUAUCGCCACGAGACGCCAGGAUGGCCUUCAUGACCGGCUUCACUGGCUCUGCAGGCACCGCCGUGGUCACGCCCGGCAAAGCGGCGCUGUGGACGGACAGUCGCUACUGGGUCCAAGCCCAGAGACAGAUGGACUGCAACUGGGAGCUGCAAAAAGAUGUGUCCAUAAGCAGCAUAGCAGAGUGGCUAAUCUCGGAGAUACCGCAUGGAGGUCAGAUUGGCUUCGAUCCCUUCCUCUUCUCCAUCAAAACGCAGGAAGACUACAGCAUGAGUCUGGAGUCAAGCAAUCGAAGCCUCAAGUCGAUGCCUGGCAACCUGGUAGACCGAGUGUGGAAGGAGGAGAGACCUCCCAUCCCUCCUGACAGCCUCAUCCGCCUGCCGGACAGAGUCAUACAAAGGUCCUGGCAGAUGAAAGUGGAGCAAAUCCGCCAUCAGAUGAAGGAGAAUCCCUAUGAGCCCACUGCUCUUCUGCUGUCAGCGCUGGAUGAAACAGCCUGGCUGUUUAAUAUGCGCGGAAACGACAUCCCGUACAACCCUUUCUUCUACUCCUACACACUGCUGACCCUGGACGAGAUCAGGCUGUUUGUGCACGCGGACAGGCUGUCAGAGGAGUUGAGCGUGUACCUGAACGCCUCGUGCAGCGGGUCGCUCUGCGUCCAGCUCAAGAGCUACGACUCAGUCCUGGAUGACCUGAAGGACUACGUGAGCCAACCGGGGGUCAAAGUGUGGAUCGGCACCGAGUACACAAACUACGCACUUUAUGAGGUCAUCAAACCAGAGGACAAACUAAUGAGCAGCUCCUAUUCUCCCGUGUUGACCACCAAAGCGGUGAAAGAUGAGACGGAGCAGCGCAUCUUAAGGGACGCUCACGUGAGAGAUGCGGUGGCUGUCAUCCAGCUGCUCAUGUGGCUGGAGAAGACGGUGCCAACAGGGAAGGAGACGGAGCUGAGCGCCUCCGCCUACGUCAAUCAUUGUCGCAGCAAACAGAAAGAUAACAGAGGUCCAAGCUUUGAAACAAUCUCUGCAAGUGGACCCAAUGCUGCACUGGCACAUUACAGCCCCACAGUGGAAACAAACAGGAAGCUGACAGCAGAUGAGAUGUACUUAGUGGACUCUGGUGGUCAAUAUCUAGACGGCACCACUGACGUCACCAGGACGGUCCACUGGGGCACGCCCACUGCUAUGCAAAAGGAAGCCUUUACUCGGGUGCUUAUGGGGAAUAUUGAAAUAUCAAGAACCAUAUUUCCUGCGGGAACCAGAGGUGUUAAUAUGGAGAUGCUGGGCCGCAGAGCAUUGUGGGAAGUGGGCCUCAACUACGGCCACGGGACGGGCCACGGUGUCGGGAAUUAUUUCGGAGUUCAUGAGUGGCCAGUUGGUUUCCAGGGCAACAACAUCCCCUUUAGAGAAGGCAUGUUUACAUCUAUAGAACCUGGUUAUUACAAGGAGAAUGACUUUGGCAUCCGCAUCGAAGACGUUGCCGUGGUAGUGCCCGCCCGUACGAAGUACGGCCAUGACUACUUGACCUUUGACACAGUGUCCUUGGUGCCUUAUGACAGGAAGUUGAUUGACACCUCUCUUCUAAGCUCCGUCCAGCUCAAGUGGCUAAACACGUACUACGAGACUAUUCGCAGGCUGCUGGGACCCGAGCUGGACCGGCAGGGUCUCCACGAGGAGGGCCGGUGGAUGUUCAGACAUACCGAACCCUUCAGCGAGUCUGGAUCGUCCUCGUCCGUGUGCUCGUCUUCGCUUACCCUGGUCACUUUAGCCGCAGCUUUGCUCUACAACGUAAUCUGACUUGCAUGCUAACGUCACGACUAUGCAGUCUUCAUGGACAACAAUGAAGCUAGCUACUCCACAGCAGGGAUCAGUUUUGAAAAAAGAUGUUUAAGCAUAUCAAAGCGAUGUAACUUAUUUCAUGUGUUGUCUCGUUUACAGUUAACUUUUAAUAAUAAUAAAUCAUAAUGCAUUA